GGUAAUUAGUAGAUCUCUGAAUUGUGUAGUUCUGGAUUCUUCAAAGUCCCCACUACUUUCUGGAGAUGCCAGCACUGCGUUUGACCACAUCCGCGGGCCUGGUGGUCUGAUAUGUCCGGUCUGUUCGUAUAUAUGCGGUCUUCUCGCUUUCGGAGUCGAGUCUCACCAUCCAACUUUCUUCCUUGUCUAGUCUGCAGUCAUUCUUCUACCUGUCCAGAUCUUCGUUGGUAAGCGAUCGACAUCAACAAUGGCCCCUAAACUCUCCCUCCUCUGGACCAAGCCAGAGCAGAAUCCGAUCAAUGGCAAAGCUCGUUCCAUUCCUGUCCUAAACCCAGUGGAUGUGCAUGGUCGUGUAUUCUUCUUUUCAUGGCUUGGCUUUUUGAUUGCUUUUUGGUCCUGGUACGCUUUCCCGCCGCUCUUGACCCUUACUAUCAAGAAAGACCUUCACCUAUCCACGAAUGAAGUCGCGAACUCAAAUAUCUCUGGACUAGUUGCUACACUUCUGGUUCGUGCCGUUGCUGGACCUCUUUGUGAUAGGUUUGGGCCCCGAAAGGUCUUUGCCAGUCUCCUACUUGUUGGCGCUCUCCCAACUGCCCUUGCCGGAACUAUUCACAAUGCGGCUGGACUGAUCACUCUGAGAUUUUUCAUUGGUAUUCUCGGUGGCACUUUCGUUCCUUGCCAGGUAUGGUCUAUGCAGUUCUUCGACAAAAAUGUUGUUGGAACAUCCAACGCCCUCAUCGGUGGUUGGGGCAAUUCCGGUGGUGGCAUCACAUACUUCGCCAUGCCCGCAAUCUUCGACUCCCUCGUCCACUCUCAGCACCUCGGCGCUCAUGUCGCAUGGCGCGUCGCCUUCAUCGUGCCUUUUAUUCUCAUCACCUCCACCGCAAUUUCCAUGCUCCUCCUUUGCCCCGAUACUCCCAACGGCGCCUGGUCCACCCGCCACGAAGCCAUCAACGCACGCAUCCGCACUCAACACAACGCCGGCCACGUUGCCUCCGCACAAGUUCCCGCCCUGCACAAGAUCCCCGUCUCAACCACUCAGGACGCCAAGUACCUAUCCGAGAAGAAAUCCGCUGCGCCCUCCGAAUCCGACGACGCCGACGUCGCCGACCGUGAAGUCGGCGAGGCUGUCAUAGUAGACGAAUACCAGCAUGAAAUCGUACAAGCGCCGACAUUCAAGGAGAUGCUCAAGGUAUACACGUCUCCGCAAACCCUCGCUUUGUGCGCUGGAUACUUCAACUCGUUCGGCGCCGAACUCGCUAUAAACUCCAUACUCGGCGCCUACUACCUUAAGAACUUCCCGACUCUCCUCCAGACCGGCUCUGGGCGCUGGGCCGCCAUGUUCGGGUUACUGAACGUCGUGUCUCGCCCUUUGGGUGGCGUCAUCGCGGACGUGAUCUACCGCGCUACCGGGGGCAGUCUAUGGGGCAAGAAGCUCUGGAUUCAUUUCGUAGGCUGCGUCGCGGGGAUAUUCGCCAUCAUCAUCGGCGUUCUCGACCCUCAUCAUCUACCGACUAUGAUCGGCCUGGUCGCGGGGAUGGCGAUGUUCAUGGAAGCAGGCAACGGAGCGAAUUUUGGGCUUGUGCCGCACGUGCAUCCGUUUGCGAACGGGGUCGUGAGUGGGCUUGUGGGUGCGGUGGGCAAUCUUGGUGGUGGUAAGUCGAGUGCUCACUCUUCCUCGUGGCUUAUUGUGUGGGCGCUUUUGCUGACAAUGAGUAAAGUUAUAUAUGCCAUCGCAUUUCGCUACCAUGGUACGAACUACCACCAAGUCUUCUACAUCGUUGGCGCCAUCUCAAUCGGCAUGAAUUUGGCGGUUGCUUGGAUUAGACCUGUGCCUAGUAAGCAGAUUGGCGGUCGCUGAGGGGCUUUGUUGGAGUAUAGAGCGCAUAGAACUUGUGGUAGAGUGACGUAGGUUGGAGUACUGGCGUUUUGGGUAGAGUGGCUUCGUGAUACCAGUAGAGGAGUAGUAUGACACGAAUUAUGUGCGACGAGGAUAGAUAGUAACGUUGGGUUUGAUUACCGUCUGUGUUCGAUACUGUGAUUAUUGCUAUUGUAGAGUAUUUCCUGUCUGGAUUGGAAGUAGAUAUUCACUAAUGCUGUCUUGGGCUACUGCAAAAAAUUCACUUCAUGACGCGCUCACGAGAUACGUGGGUCUUUUGGACGAGACAAU
Pseudovirgaria hyperparasitica is the source of this 2170-nucleotide messenger RNA. Its product is annotated as nitrate transporter CrnA. Gene Ontology annotation, molecular function: nitrate transmembrane transporter activity; nitrite transmembrane transporter activity. Bases 248 to 1861 code for a protein of 537 amino acids. Gene Ontology annotation, cellular component: membrane. Gene Ontology annotation, biological process: nitrate transmembrane transport; nitrite transport. The record is from RefSeq and is a predicted model, not a curated record. Lineage: Eukaryota; Fungi; Ascomycota; Dothideomycetes; Acrospermales; Acrospermaceae. The transcript is spliced from 2 exons.